Dacryopinax primogenitus is the source of this 3769-nucleotide messenger RNA. Its product is annotated as TIP120-domain-containing protein. Gene Ontology annotation, biological process: SCF complex assembly; protein ubiquitination. The record is from RefSeq and is a predicted model, not a curated record. The transcript is spliced from 16 exons. Lineage: Eukaryota; Fungi; Basidiomycota; Dacrymycetes; Dacrymycetales; Dacrymycetaceae. The coding region runs from base 33 to 3713 and encodes 1226 amino acids. Gene Ontology annotation, cellular component: nucleus.
GAUAUUACAAUGCUGCCCCGCUUGCAGAGAAGAUGCGGGACGUCGACCCGGACUUGCGAUUCAUGGCGAUGAACGACUUCAUUACGGACAUGCGGUCAGGAGGGUUGAGCUUUGACACGCAAAGCGAGUCUACGCUCGUAGACGAGGUUUUGAAGCACAUGGACGAUAGCAACUCGGAGGUGAAGAACUUGACCGUCAAGUGCGUGGCCUUGAUGAUCAAGCUGGUAAGCGAGCAGAAGAAGGAGCUUAUCAUGAACUCUCUUGUUGGAUAUCUUGGCGGGAACAAAGACGACGUUCGAGAUUUGACCAGUCUGGCUUUGAAGACGAUAACGAUGGAGAUUCCAACAGUUGGUCCCCUUGCGAACCUUGUAGCAAAUACGCUCGUCCCGCAACUGCUUGUCAUACUCAAGAACCCCAACACCAAACCCGAACUCAUCCUCGAGUCUCUGACUGUUCUCACAACCGUACUAUCACGACUAUCUGCUCCCUUGACCAAGACUCCCGACCAACUGCAACAAGCAUUUGACAUUCUUCGGAAUCUGCUGGACCACUCGCGUGUCGCUGUACGGAAGCGUGCGAUCGUUGCCUUAGCUAAUCUCAUUCCCCUUACAUCACCGAAAACAUUCCAACCAUUGUUAGAAGCCCUUUUGACAGCGUUCUCCAACCCUGCCAUAUCCGUUUCUCAACGAACUACCGCUGUCCAACUACUCGCGGCGGUUGGUCGGCAUGCUCCAGAUCGACUCGCGCCCUCUGCCCCAGCAAUCGUCGAGUCACUCAUUAGUGCUCUGGAAAGCGGCGCUAAGGAUGAGGAUGAGGAGUCAGAAAGGAAAGAGAUGGAGGAGCUCAAGGAAGGUGCCUUGCAGGCUCUGGAACAGCUUGUCUUGGGUUGCGGCAAAGAGGUGACACCGAUGUUGGUGCAGAUAUGUGCGGUAGGGGUAGAGUUGAUGAAAUAUGACCCCAACUACGCAGGGGAUGCUAUGGACGAAGAUGAGGACGAGGUGGAGGAAGAUGAGGAAGUGGAUGACGAGGAGUAUGAUGAUGAUGAGGACACGUCAUACAAAGUACGACGAAGUGCGCUGAAAGUGCUCCUUGCUGUCAUUGGCACUCGACCAGAGUUGCUGCAAACGCUAUACAAGUCUGUUGGGCCCGCGCUCGUCUCUCGCUUUGCCGAUAGGGAAGAGAGCGUAAGGAUCGAGGUCUGGGCGACGCUCACCGCGCUUGUGAAGCAAGCUGGCGUAUAUGGCUCCGAAGGCGGCUCUCCUCGACCUGGCAAAAGGAAACGUGAGGAAGAGGGUAUGGAGGUGGUGGAGGACGAAGGUGGUUUAUCUCAGCUCCGGCAGCUAGUACCAGCUGCGACCAAGUCCCUGCUCAAACAGCUCACGUCGAAAUCAAAUGCUGCGACGCUCACGUCUGGCUUCACCUUGCUACAAACGAUAAACGCUACUCUUCCAGGGGUGCUCGCCCCAUUCUCCACCCCUCUUCUUUCCCUCAUGGCCAAGCUGCUCAGUGGCCCAUCUGGCUCUCGAACUCCGGAGUUGACUGCACAGUUGCUGCAGUUCCUUACCCAGUUCUUCGCUGCAAGCCCACCUCGGUCUUUCGGCGAAUCCCUCAAUACUGUAGCACCUGCAUUGCUCAACCUCCUUGGGGAUCGCUUCCCUCGUGUAGCUGGUGAAGCUUUCCGUGCGGCAGGGGAACUUGUCAAGGCUGUCAAGAUGCUUCCUCCAAGUCAUCUAGCGAAGCGAUACGCGGAGCGCAUAUAUACGGAGACCGUUCGUCGCCUGAACAUCGCUGACACGGACGCAUUCGUCAAAGAGCGUGCUCUGGAGUUUUUGGGCGACGUCGUUAGCGCUGCUGGAGAAGUUGCCAAAGACGAUCAGUGGAUGAACCUUCUCCGAGCUAGAGGCGAGAUGCAGGCCAUCGGACUGCAUGUUGUCGAGCGUGUUGUACGCGAUGGUGCUGAUGGAGUUGACAAAGCGAAGUGGGAGGCAUGGCUCGACGAAGACGUCGAUUGGUGUUUGGGUGUUAUAAGGCGUGGUCCUCGAAAUCAGCGCGUAGAGGGAUUCCCUUGUCUUCAGCAACUGCUCAAGCGCAAAGGUGCCUCUCUUGCUCCCGAAACGGCAACUCAAGUGAUUCAAACACUUACUGCACACUUGGUGGACGACGAUCUCCUUGUCCUUUCGCUGUCCCUGUCCACGCUCACCCUUACCCUCACCGUCUUGCCCCUCGCCUGGCAGACUGUUGAGCAGACCACGCUCUCUCGCAUCUAUUCGCUAGCGCUCUCAGGUAUCUCCGGUUCGGUCGAGCCCCUGCUCGCGUUCAUCGCCGCACUCGUGCGAGCCGACAACCAGAUUGCAAACCACAUUGUGCAGAACCUACUUAUCCAAUCUACCAAGGGACAGAUGGGAGACAAGGCAGGCAAGGGUGCUAUGGCUGGAUACGCGACCGUGGCGAAAUGUAUCGCGGUAUGCGUACGGGGAAGCCCGCAGGAUGCUGCUGGUGUGAUCACCACGUUCGCAAAGCCGCUUCGAACUGGAAAGAAGGAGAAUGAUUCGGCAGUCGUUUUGGCCUUACUGACCUUGGGCGAGAUUGGGCAGUUCGUGGAUAUGUCUGAUCAACCAGAUGUCUUCAACCAUUCUCUUAAUCUCUUCAGAUCGUCCUCUGAACAAGUGAGAAUAGCGGCAUCGUCCGCGGUUGGGGGCAUUGCUGUUGGAAAUAUCCAGAUGUUCCUUCCUGUCAUCGUCCAGGCUUUACAAGGAGAGGAACACAGUCGGCUGUCCGCUUUGCAUGCUCUUCGAGAAGUCGUCACACAUGGGCCCAGGCAUCAGCUUGAGCAUAUGGCGGACCAGUUAUGGGAGCCUCUGUUUGCUAGUACUACGAGCGAGGACGAAAGCUUGAAGAACAUCGCUGCUGCAUGCUUAGGCAGGCUCACCACAACCUGCCCUGCCCGCUUCUUGCCCCGUCUUCAGGCUUCCAUGGCGCGUGAGAAUCCUCCCGCGGUCAAGGCUGCCGUGGCAACCGCUAUGCGUUAUGUUUUCAUGGAUAACACGCAAACCUACGACGAUUUACUACAGCCUAUUAUUUCGCCUUAUUUCACGCUUCUUCGUGACACUGAUAUCAAUGUGCAACGCCUCGCAAUUGUUUCUCUGAAUGCCGCAGCCCGUCAUAAAUCCCACCUCGUUCGCCCACACCUCCCCAAUAUCCUGCCAGAUCUUUAUGCCCAAACUCAUGUCCGCGAUGAAUUGGUGCACACUGUGGUCAUGGGACCAUGGAAGCAUCAAAUCGACGACGGUUUAGAAGCCCGCAAGGCAGCUUACGAAGCUAUGUAUACCCUCUUGGACACCUGCCUUGGUGCUAUAGACCUGCAAGAGUACAUCAAUCGUGUCAUUGCCGGUUUAAGCGACAAGGACGAAAUCAAGGCGCUCUGCUAUAUGAUGCUUUUCAGACUGUCGCAAGUCGCACCGACUGCCGCCGUCCAGCGCCUUGACCAGAUAUCCGUACCCCUCGAAGACACCAUGAAAGCGCCUGCAACUACGAAGGAUACGGUGAAGCAGGAUUUGGAGAGGGCGACCGAAUUGCAGCAGAGCGCUGUCAGGGCCCUAGCUGCUUUGGUGAAAGCUGGUGGUCUGGGACACUCAGCACGGUUCGACGUGGUGGUGGAGAACACGAAGAAGGGGCCUCUUUCUCAUGAUUUCAAUGAGCUUGUGUCGAAAUGAAUGGUAGUCGGUGGCCAGUGUGCUGAUGAAUAAUGUAUUAAUGGAUGAAUCCAAGC